GUAACGCAUGCAUUAAAACGUCUAAAAAGUUCUGUUGAAAAUUUCAAGUUGUCUCUGUGAACUACGAUUUAAUUCCUGCUGGAUUGUUUAAUCUCUCAUCUGACGCGUAUUUUUUACGUCUAUUGGAUUCGUGGUGACACGGAGCUAGUCAAGCAGGGACGAUGACAUUGAGGUUGUACUGUCGGCAUCGUUUCUAUCCACCAAAUCUGGAGGUAUCCAUAUGAAACAGUAAAAAAAAAGUUCUUAUCAAGAAUAAUUUACGUUUUUUUGUCUUAGAAAUUUUGGACCAUGUCUGUUCUUUGUCUGAGAUUAUGUAGGAAUCGGGGGUUUUGGUCACACUUGACACGAACUCUCCAGAUUCACAGCCAAUCCAUCCGUUGUCUGGAGGAGACUAAAUUCCAAACCAGCUUCAGUAAAAACUCCUUUUGCUCAAAAACUCCAAUUCGUGACCAUAAAGUGUUGUCCGCAAUAAGCCAUGGUGUACCCCCAGGAUCUGUUCAAGGUCCAUUUGGACUUCGAUUUCACACCUCAUCGCAUAAUAGGGCCCUACCGGCCCCUCUCAUCUGGAUGCUGCUGAAACCGCUGCAGAAGAUUACGGCCAUCAUCCUGGGCAGGAGUAUAAGAAAGUGGUGGGUUGCUCUCCCAGACAAUCGCAGACAACUAUUGCGGGAAUGGGCUUGGCAUCGCCGCUGGCAACUGUCAGCAGUGACAGGAGCUACCCUGGUGAUCAUUGUCCUCCUUCUCCUGACCCACCUGGACGACACACCUGUGACAGGUCGAACGCGACUCUUGGUGUUUAGCAAGGAGAACUUCACAAAGCUGGCAGAAGUGACCUCUGAGGCGUACAUGCAAGAGUUUGAACAACUACUGAUACCGGCAAAAGACCCUCGUCACCAGGUGGUGGAGCGGGUGGUGCAGCAUUUGUCGCAGAGGAACAAGGACUUCCCAGGAAUAGCUGAUGUCUCCUGGACUGUGCAUGUGGUCCAAAGUCCAGAAAUUAAUGCCUUUGUUCUCCCGAAUGGAAAAGUCUUCAUGUUCACUGGGAUGUUGGAAGCUGUUGCUGACAUCCAUCAACUGACCAUAAUCCUCGGCCAUGAGAUGGCUCAUGCCUUAUUAGGACACUCGGCGGAACAAGCCAGCCUGUCUCACAUCUUGGACCUGCUGUCCAUUCUUUUGCUGACUGCCAUCUGGGCCGUUUGUCCUCGGGACAGCCUGGCUCUGUUGGGUCAGUGGGCUCAGGGCAGGCUCACAGAGUUGAUAUUCAACCGACCCUACAGCAGGAAACUGGAGGCAGAAGCGGAUCAGGUUGGAUUGCAACUGGCUGCAAAGGCAUGUGCAGAUGUGCGAUCAGGCCCUGUGUUCUGGCAACAAAUGGAAAUCCAAGACCAGCUGAGAGGAGAUCCAACCGUCCCCGAGUGGCUGUCCACACAUCCAUCGCACAGAAACAGAGUCAGUCAGCUGGAACGCCUCAUACCACAGGCCCUGGAGUUGAGAGAAAGCUGCGUCUGUCCUGCACUUCCUGCCGCAGAUCCCCGUCUCAUCUUUUCCAAGCGCGUCCAAGCGCUACUAGAAACCUCCAAGGAGCCUAAGGGGGAGGGGCUACAAAAGGUCAUGUCCCUUCAUCAAGAACCUGCUGGACUGUCUGCAGCUCCAAACAACCCAAAUAUGCUUCCAGUAGAGGCUUCUAAAAGGGUAAAUGUCACAGUUGAAUAGGAGAAUUAAUUGAUAAUUCAUUUGAAAUUGAUGGCUGAUAAAAUCAACAUCACAUACUUUUGGUACAAUAACUCUUGACUUUGAAUUAUCAGUAUGACGUGACAUCAACUUUAAUCUCGGGGAAAAACAUGUGGAAAAGCUUUUUAGAGCCGAUAAACAUCAAGCAAUUUUGGACUUGGCUGAUGGAACAUUGUGCAAAUGUCCACUCUACACUCGGUCAGAAAUAUCCCCCAGUAAAGGAAGUGACAACAGCCCUGAACUGUCACUGCCGUGUUCCUCAUCUUAGCGUUCUUACAAUUUGUCAUCUGGGAAAUGUGGGGAUUUCACCUUGGCUGAGGCUGUUGUCUAAGUGUCCAUGAAAUUUCACUGGAGUUGAGGGUGAGUCUCAGCAGACAAGGAUCUGUUUUGGGAUGUGGAGCAGCCAUCUGCGCCGCUGGAAAACCUCAAGGGCUAAAUUUAGACGUCUGCCACAGGAAACACAACAACCAGAAACGGCUAAACAGAUUCUAUAUUAUGGUAACAUGGUGAAGUGCAGCUUACUCAGUUAAACCUUCAUAUGUGACUCUAUGAAAUGAAAUGCGACUUGAUGUGUGUACUCUGUCGGACUUGGAUCUUCCUCUUAUAGAUAAGCAGCUUCCAGCGACUUGCACAACUUCCUUUGCAGCUAAUUCUCUCCUGUCAUUAUGAUUCGGUAACCUUGAAUAGAUGGCACUGAAUAAAUUACAAAGGAUGCAGCAUGCGAUUAAUAUGUGCAUUAUUCAUCAGCACAUGCUAACAGCAAGCACUUUAUAUGUGCGCUGUUGGCAUUUCCACCCAUGAGAUGGUAAUUUCUGUUGUUCUAAUCCCCUGUGCUCAUGCACUCCAAGGAUGCUUAGUUUAGAAUGAGCUGGUUUGUUGCAUUGUCAAACUUUCCUUGUUAACCAGAAGGACCUCAUCCUCCCACAAAAAUGCUGACAAAUCUUUUUUAUUUGUGGUUUCACUGUCAACUACAAAGAGACGCUCAGUGUUGAGAGGAAAGUGGUUUUCCACUAAUCCCAACAACCAUGUGUGUGUGUGUGGUCUCACAACAUACAUCUAGCUUUUUUAUUUUAUACACCUUUAAAAUACUUAUUAACAUACAUAUUAUAUUUGCCAAGUUUGUCUUAGCUCUGUUAGAACCAGACAAAGAGAUGUGGUGUUAAUAAACUAGCUUCAGCUGUGUUUCCCACCUGAGGCAGCCUCUUCAAGAACCUGGCUUGCUGAGAAUUACCAUCUGGAAAUGGCAACUUAAAUUUUAAGAAUCAGCACUCAAUGUUUCCUGAACAAACACAGUGUAGCCCACCUGAAAAUGAGUUAAAUAAUUCAUUGUUUUUGGGAUGUAUUGAUAUUUUCAUUUUCUAAAUAUGAAUUCUACAGGUUUUAUUUGGGAAACAACAGAGGACUACUUUGUGUGAGACUCUAAGUAAUGUACAGAAUCGCUUGCAGUAACAUGAAAUGGCAAAUGCACCAACUGAGCAUUGCAUCAGUGAGAGUUAAGUUGAGAGGAAAAAGAAAAGAGGCUGGAGAACUGUUGAGACGUUUUUUUCGCUAUCCUGUCCUCUUGUUAAAAAUGUAUUGGUGAGGUUUUUUGACCUGUGGUAAAGUACACAAGAUCAUCAAGAGCUCCACUAGAUGGUGAGCCUCCCCUCUUUUGACACAAGUCUCAUGGUGGCUCAUCGGUCACCUGGUAGUUGUGACGUGUAUUUACUCAGACGUGGGUUACAACCUUUCAAAAAAAGCUUUUUCCAUUUCUGCACUAUAUUUUACACUGCACAAUGAUCAUUCUAGUGUUUUAUCUGCCCUGUUAAAAAGGUCAGCUUUCUACUCAGUUCGUGGAGGAACCUGCAGCAUCAGACACUGAUCAUGGAGAGUCAUUUUUACCCACCAAGAACCCGCAAAGAUGUUGACUCGUCAAAUGUAAAGAGUCUAGAAAUAGACUUGACUCAGCAAAAGUUGAUAGAACACAGGGCUAUGCAUCAAAAUCAAGCAUCCUGUCUGUAUCAUGUUGUCCUUCAACUAGCGUAUCAGAGGCUCCAUCUGCGCUUCUCUGCAUAGCCUGAGGCGCACCAGCUCUCCUUCAUGAAGUGACUUUGUGUCUAUAACUUCACCCAAAGUCUGGGACUGUUCUGUGUUUGUAUUCCCUCCUCUCCCACCGGAGACUCCGGCUGCUUCUAACACCUCCACCAAGCGCUCACAGGUAUUUGAGCGAGAAGAAGACGCUGUAGAGGAAGAAACACCCACAACAGAUGAUGCAGAAUGCUUGAUCGAUGGCAAAAGCGAGACGCUGUUUCCCUGACAAAUACACUCCCACAGAGUGCCAGGGCAGCGCGAGAGCAGCCCAGCGCAUCUGCUGUGUAGGUGGCUGAAUGAGGUCCCACAACGCCGUCUGCUGCCCCGCCUGACCUCCCUUUGGGUUGUUGCUCCACAAUGCUUGUGUCUUUCCUGCAUCCAAACUUAGACACAUCCAGCCGCAGCUGCCUUCUACAGCAGAGAGGGAAUAUGGUGAUGAAAAUGUGGUGGAAGUUUCCGUUACUGUGCAUUAAUUAUACAUGUGGCAUGUGGGUGUCUGAUUGAAAUGAAUAUUUUAGUGCUUUUAAUCACUGCCAUAGCUGGAGUGAUGGAGCAUCUGGCUGUGGUUACCUGGGUAAUUACAGAUGCUGUCUCACUCUCGCACACAUGCACGUCUCUCAGCUUGUGUCUGCAGGAAGAGACAGAAGUUCUCCCGAGGUUUAGUAAUGAGAUCAAAUUGGAUUUGGAAUCUUUUAAAGGUAUGUGGCAUAUUGAGGAAUGAAGAAUGUGUUUCCUUCUCUUUUGCCUGUGUCGAACUUUGAUCACACUUUUUAAGUCUGGAACUGAAUUUAAUUUGCCACCGCGGUUUAGAAAUAUCCCCUCAAUGACCUGGAGAAUGUCUCUACCUUCUCAACUCCUGCACGCUUCGUGAUGCACAGUAUUUUGCUUGGUGCUGAUAAAUUGAGAAAAAUACACGUUCCUUCUCUAAAUCAAAACUGAAACUUGUGUCAGACCUGUAACCAAGAGUAGAGCACUACCAUGUUCUGAUAAAGAAACAAAAAGUGCACUUUGUUUUGAAACAUGGCUUUUGGCUGAAUGCUGGUUGAAAAAGUAACCAAUAUUUGUUGAGAAUUUGAUGGGCAAAACAGGCUUUACAGAUGAACUUUCAAUUUGUGACAUGAAAAAUAGAAGAGUAAAAUGUGUUUUCAAGUGAGUUCUCUAAAUAAUAAAAGAAAAUAAAUAAUUUCUGGGGUGUAUCCCAGCUUGAUAGGACAAGCGGUGACCUUUUCCCUGCUCAUGGGGCACCUGUUUAAAGACAACCAGUCAUUAAAAUGUAGAGAUAAUCUUUAUACAUUUUAAGACUGAAAAUGGGUGGGUGUCACAUCCACGUCACAUCGCACAUUAAGGUUGCUGAUCUCCAAAGACAAGUUCUACCAAUAGAGCCUCUGUAAUAUAGUCGUCUGAAAGGAUUCUAUCCUUGAGCCAACAAAUAACAGUGCAAGAGGCAUAGAAGUGUUUAAGUAAGAUGCUACAAAUGCACCCAGCUUCUCGUUGAAUCUUUGAGGGUGUCCACCUGCGUGAGGCUUCACCUGAUUCCCAUAUCAACACCAUUACAGUGAUGGAUCAGUAACUGAAAACAAUUGUCUGUUUAAAAAGAUAAUGUCGAAACCGCAGUGUCAAGUUGUCGUUUUUGUACUCGGAUCAUUAUUUUCUCCGGCACAUGCUGUCAAGCUCGCUGGUCUGCAUUGUAUGUAAAUAAGGGCUCAGUUACGGAGCACAAUACUCUGCCCGAGGGAGAUGAGUUGUUGCUACACAGCUUUCUAUUGAUGUAGCAAUUUUCUCCAACUAUCUAAAACAACUUUUGUAUGCACAUGAAAAUCCACGCACCUGAAGGGUAAAAUAUUCCUUUCUUGACAACAAGUGUUCUCCUCUGAUGUAGCCCUGUCUGCGUGAUAAACAUCUUGUGCUUUACAUAAACAAUCCUGGAGUGGAGGAAGUCAGACCUCAUAAGGUGUUCAUUAGGGAAACAAUGUGCGUGGAGCAGAGAGUCGUAUUUGAAUAAAGCACAGGCUGUUAUUUAUACGCACCGACCUAAAGUGAGUGUUUUGCCGCCGACAAUGAAACAUGUUACAUUGCAGGUAAGUCAACACCUCCACCUGGGAAGCAUAAAUGUAUGAGAAGCAGCAAAGCGGGAGUCUUUCACAGGGUCACGGAGGCUAUCACAGUAUUCUCCUUCAACACAAGUCUUCCUCUAAUGGCUUCUUGUGUGCUGUCCGUCUUUCUUAUCAUCUCGAUCGCUGCCUGUGCGCGCAGGAGUGUGUGUUCAUGGUUGAACUACCAGAGGUUUUUAUAGUCUGUCUACUCUGAUGCUAUUAGAGAUUAGGAUGUUAACACAGUUCCUCAUCUGACUGCAUCGAUCCCAUCCCUGGCAGUGGAAUCACAUUAAUACGAACGUCAGGUACAAGCUUUGUAGCGCUCUUCACAUCUGCCCGUCUGUCUGUGUUGAUUUGAAUUUGAAUAACCAGCCUCCUCACCAGUCUUUCUUACAAGCCGUGGUGCCGUCUAAUGAAGGGAACAAGGGAAAGGAGAUUGCAGAAGCAGAGAGGGAUGUGAGGAUGGGGAAAUGAGAUGAAAUGCUUUCAAUCAGUCUGUACUCUGCUGAUGUUCGGUAUCUGAGGGAAUAAGAACUUGUUGUAAAGGAUCAUAAAAACCAAUAGAGGGAUGUCGCAGCGCUGGUUUACUCAAGGACGCGGGCAUGCAAAGUCCAUUUUGAGUUAAUAAUCCACUGAUUUCAUCUCAGGUGGGGAGACCUGACUUGCAUUUCCUCACUGUGGUCUUUAUAUUUCCAUGUGGCCCAAGAGACGGAAAUCACUUUGUCAUUGCUGUGUAUAAAAAUAAUUAAUAUGACGACAAAGUAUAUUGACUUGGGAAAAAAUACAGGUUUCGUUAUCAAUUUACUUUGUGUUGUCAGCCAUGUUUAUAACCAAGUCUUCAUGCGAAACAUGUCACUUGAGUUCACGCCGCUGUAGCUGGCUGGUCAUCCCUGCCAUCCACAGUAACACGUUUGCCUGGACGAAGUUAGGAUGUCAAGCAUAGUGGAUUGCGCAAUGUGCUUGCCGUGUGAUCAGAUAGGAAUCUCUGUAGUGGACAGAUGUGAAUACAGCAUGCACAUGCGCCACUAGACGUAGGGUUUGCGCCUUUCAAAAUAAAUAAAUAAGGGUGAGCUGAAGAAGAUUCUCCUUGCUACACAUUCCAGUGACCCAAUAACAUCUGAGUUGUGAUCAACCAUUAUUCAAAUAGUGAAAUAAUUUCAAUGCCAUGCUUCAUUAAAAACACUGAAAGGUUUUCAUUUUAUUGGUCCAUAAUGUAACACGUUUAAAAUCGAUCAGUUUCAAAACAAACAAAAUAGUCAUAGACUUAUGUAACAGUAUAUGUGACUAGCCAUUGUGUCAGGACAGUGUCACAAUAUGGACAAAAAAAAAAGAUAAUCUUGACACAAUUAUGCCUGGAUUAACUUCAGACAUAUGUUUGGCCACUCAUGAGGAAAACGUGCCAUAGAAUGUCUAUUCAAUAUCAGACACUUCAUAUUAAACACAAGAUAAACCAUGAAAUAUGUGUAAACAAACCACACGUUUUUUCCAACCGUAGCGCAACCUGCAGUGAUCACUGAAGGGUUUGCAGCAUGAAUGUGCAACACGAGGUCCAGUCCUCCCGUCUGUGGUUCUGUUCGAACCACACCUGGUUCUCGUGAUUUGGCGAACUCCUCAGCUCAGUGUUAUAUUUGUUCUAUACCAUGGAGGUAUUAGCCAUCUUAACUGACCAUCCAUUUUGGAUACUGCGAUCGGACCUGCACUGGAUGUGGCCCAUAUCCAGAACGGAUCCCUGAGUACACAUCUCGCCCGCAUCUGGGCCAGAUGUAUCCUCUUGGUCAGACGGCCACCUACUUAUAUGUACCCACGUUGCCCAAGUUGGAAGACAGUAGUGUGUAAUGCAAUUUAUAUUGUUACAGUGGGUUCUGUUUGUGUAAAUACUCAUCAAUUACAUGGGUGUAUGGGGUGAGGAGGGUAGCCUGCAUGUGUGGUACUCUGAUAGGGAGCCUGUCAACUCACAGCUUCCUACUACCAUAAGAGUGGAAUACAUUAGAAGAAGAAUCACAUUAAUCCUUGUAUGUUUGUUUUUGUGACAUGUUGUAAAUUUGACAGUCUAAUUCCAGCUUACAGCUGGCGGGAACACAGCGUCACAUCAGAGGAGACGCUAAUGCUGGCGCUGUUGGCCGAGUUUUAUAGCAUUAACUUUAUUCUAGACCCUUGUGACUGACCAUAAUUAAAUGCUGUUCAACUCUGGAGCACAUCACUUGCAGGAAAGUUGUCGGGAAUACUAUAGAAUGUGAAAUUAAUUUGUGAAAAAUGUCUGUGCUGUAUCUUUGUGAACUUUGAAAAGGAAAUUGAAAAGUAAAAAUGGCAAAUGAAAAGGAGGAUAGUGACGUGCUGAAAUGAUCAUGUUGUGUAUAAAAAAUAUAUGUUUUACUUAUGUGAAAUUUCUACAGUAAACAUUUUUACUUAUGCUGGCUAUGUAUUGUAUAUGUUGACUGAAUGAGUACUUACUAUGAUGGCCACUCAUAUUAUGUAAGCAGGGUUGAAAGACUCAACUCUAAAAUAAGCUUGUUAUAUACUGAUGGUAUAACAAAUAUUUAAAACUCUUUUUUUUAUUAUCAUUAUUGUUAGAAGCUCGUGUGAUAGAUCCCUUUCUAAAUGUGUCUUUCACUCAAAACAAGAAUUCUCUCGACAGUUUUCUGCAUAUCUUUUCAAGUAAACUUGUAGUUCCUGCUGCUACGACCAUAAAAUCAGACAUGAUAAGAGAUUAUACUAUUGCAAACCCAUCGUAGCUUCACAGAGGUCUGCUUUAUAGUCAGCUUCACCCUUAAACAGAAGAA
Synchiropus splendidus (mandarinfish) is the source of this 8674-nucleotide messenger RNA. It is a transcript of the gene oma1, whose product is annotated as OMA1 zinc metallopeptidase. Gene Ontology annotation, cellular component: mitochondrial inner membrane. Gene Ontology annotation, molecular function: metalloendopeptidase activity. Gene Ontology annotation, biological process: mitochondrial protein processing; protein quality control for misfolded or incompletely synthesized proteins. NCBI's taxonomy places the organism in Eukaryota, Metazoa, Chordata, Actinopteri, Syngnathiformes, Callionymidae. The record is from RefSeq and is a predicted model, not a curated record. The transcript has 8 exons. The coding region runs from base 289 to 1713 and encodes 474 amino acids.